AUGGCAUCAAAUUAUCCAAAUAGCGAAUUCAUUGGCAUCGAUAUGGCUCCAAUGUUUCCAAAUAGUUCUCCAUCAAACGUGGAAUUUUCAGAAUUGGAUUUAAUAUUUAAUAAUGCUGGUAUUCAAACUAACAAAUUACAAGAUGCAACAAUUUCAUAUUUUAAUUCUCAAAAUAUCAAUUCAGUAAUUUCACAUCAAUUAUCAACUUUCUUAAAUUCAACUUCUGCAUUCAAUGUAAUCAACUAUGAAGAACGUUAUACUCCUUUAGGCAAAUGGGGUGGUAGAUUAGGUAGCUUUUCAUUGGUAUAUUUCUAUCUUGCCUAUCAAAAUAUGAAAAAGGUUUUACCACAACAUAUGAAAAUAUCAGAUAUUGAAUAUGAUCAUUUAGUUGAAGGGUUCCAUAGUGAAUGCGAACAAAACAAAAUUCAUAUUAAAACCUUUAGAUAUUGGGGGCAAAAAAAAUAG
Entrophospora sp. SA101 is the source of this 465-nucleotide messenger RNA. The record is from the annotation of a GenBank genome assembly. Lineage: Eukaryota; Fungi; Glomeromycota; Glomeromycetes; Entrophosporales; Entrophosporaceae.